ACUUCGGCUAGCCCUGUCUUCAUUAUCUAUCAAAGAUGGCGGACGAAAGAGAACGUGGUGGCCGCGACAGAAAUCAGUCUGAAUCCGCCAGUUUAGGCGGCAGCGAAGAUCAGGAAUCCUUCGUCAACGGCCACGAUGAACCAGACUUCAGUGAUCCAGAAGAUUACGUGGACAAUAUUUCGGACGAAGAACUCCUCGGAGACCUCCUUAAACAGAAACCCAAGGAGGCAGAUGGCAUUGACUCAGUCAUAGUGGUAGACAACGUGCCUCAGGUUGGGCCUGAACGACUGGAGAAACUCCAGAAUGUCAUCAGGAAGAUCUUCUCCAAGUUUGGCAAGAUCGUGAGCGAGUACUUCCCAGAGGGAGACAAUGGCAAGACAAAGGGGUACAUUUUCCUUGAGUACUCAUCCCCAGCCAACGCCCUUGAAGCCGUGCGGAACUGUAACGGGUACAAACUGGACAAACAGCACACCUUUGCUGUCAACCUAUUCUCCGACUUUGACAAGUACUCUGGCAUUCCUGAGGAGUGGGAGCCACCAGAGCAACAACCCUACAAAGAUCCAGGUAACCUGUGGUACUGGCUGGAGGAUGCCGAGUGUAACGACCAGUACAGCGUGAUCUACGAUGGCGGGGAAAGGACGGCCAUCUUCCAAAACACGUACGGUGGCACCGAACAGGCACUGGUGGAGGAACGAGCUAGGUGGACUGAGACAUAUGUACGCUGGUCGCCUAAAGGCACGUACCUGGCAACGUUUCACCAACGCGGCAUCGCUCUGUGGGGAGGAGAGAAGUUCCGACAGAUCCAGCGAUUCAGUCAUCAAGGAGUUCAACUGAUAGACUUCUCUCCUUGUGAAAAGUACAUGGUGACCUUCAGCCCCCUGAUUGACAGUAAGGAUGAACCCCAGGCCAUCAUCAUCUGGGACAUCAACACAGGUGUGAAGAAGAGAGGCUUCCACUGUGAGAAUGCUGCACAGUGGCCCAUCUUCAAGUGGAGCGCUGAUGGGAAGUACUUUGCUAGGAUGGGACAGGACAGUCUCAGUGUGUACGAAACACCGUCAUUCGGUCUCUUGGAAAAGAAGAGUAGCAAGAUUCCUCAUAUAAGAGAGUUCUUCUGGUCUCCCACGGACAACAUCAUCGCGUACUGGACCCCGGAGAAGGACAACAUCCCAGCCCGCGUCACCCUGCUGGAGAUCCCGUCUCGUCAGGAGAUCCGCACCAAGAACCUGUUCAGCGUGGCCGACUGUAAGAUCUACUGGCAGAAGCAGGGAGACUACCUGUGUGUCAAGGUGGACCGCUAUACCAAAAGCAAAAAGGGCCUGUUCUAUAACCUAGAGUUGUUUAGGAUGCGAGAAAAACAAAUCCCAGUGGACGUUGUGGAAGUGAAGGAGGUGGUGAAUGCCUUUGCCUGGGAGCCCAAUGGGGAGAAGUUUGUAGUUCUCCAUGGAGAGUCUCCCCGGAUCAGUGCCAGCAUCUACAAGAUGUCCGGCAAGGUCGAGCUUCUCAAAUGCUUGGAGAAGAAACAGGCCAAUCACCUGUUCUGGAGCCCACAGGGACAGUUUGUGGUGCUGGCGGGUCUUCGCAGCAUGAAUGGUGCUCUGGAGUUCAUUGAUACCAACGACAUGACAGUAAUGAACGUGGCGGAACACUUCAUGGCCACCGACGUGGAGUGGGACCCGACCGGGCGCUACGUCAUCACGGCUGUGUCGUGGUGGGGACAUAAGGUGGACAAUGCCUUCUGGCUGUGGUCAUUCCAAGGACGUCUGUUACACAAGCAGAACUUGGACCGCUUCUGUCAGCUGCUGUGGCGCCCGCGGCCCCCCUCCCCCCUCACCGCCUCCCAGAUCAAGAAGAUCAAGAAGAACUUGAAGCAGUACCAGAAGCAGUUUGAGAUCAAGGACAAGAUGAGGAUGUCCAAGGCCUCCAAGGAAUUGGUUGAGAAGCGCCAUGCUCUGAUGCAAGACUUUGAGAAGUACCGGAAAAAGAAGCGUGAGCUGAACCGUCAACAGAAGGAACAGCGCUUGGCACUACGAGGAGGUGUGGACACUGAUCGUCUGGACAGUGAAUCCGACGUAGAAGACGAGAAAGUUGAGUUCUUUGUCAAGGAAGAGACCAUCGUCCUCAGCAAAUAGUCUCAGAAGUUGUCUUCAAAAAUGAAAUGUGUCCCCAAAAAAUUUCAAGUAGGGCGUUUCAAAACAAUUAUGAUACCAGCAGCUUGAUUAGAGUGAGGCUGUGAAAGUAGGUUACUUGCUAUUUUAAGCAUAGAUAAUGAAAUCAAUUUUCAUGUAUGGCCACUAAUGCCUGGUAGGGUUUGGAAAUAAGUUUGUAGUUCAUUUUGAGUUUUUUUGCAGUUGCUGAACAUUAAGUCCAGGUUGUUAGUGGUAAAGCAUCAUGCCUCUUACAUGUGUGCAAGUUUGUACUCUAUAGCAAAAGUUAGUUGUGAAGAAUGUAUCAUCUAUGAACAUAAGUCUGCCGGGUCACACAUGUCCACCAAACUGAAAGAUUAUGUCCAGCAUUAAAUUUUUGUCCAUCUCACUUAUUGUGGGGGGGAGUUUAUAUAUCACGGUCCUUAGAAGACAUUAACCAUGGUUUGUUACAUACAGAAUACUGAAGUAUGCAUAUACUUUUUUCAGUGUGUAGGACACUUUGAAUUUUUAACUGUUACUUCAAGGAAAUAUUCUAGCACAUUACAGGUACUAAGACUCAUUAAGAAGAGCUUUAUAUACAGUUCAUAUCUGCCAGAUGCAUUACUGAUAGUGGUGUAUACAGAAGUGCCUAUUAUUUCAUCAUAUUGUCUUCACAAUAAAAUGGCCCUAUACUCAA
Molecule: messenger RNA, 2820 nt
Organism: Branchiostoma floridae (Florida lancelet)
Lineage: Eukaryota; Metazoa; Chordata; Leptocardii; Amphioxiformes; Branchiostomatidae
Product: eukaryotic translation initiation factor 3 subunit B-like
Exons: 17
Coding region: 36-2129 (697 amino acids)
Biological process (GO): translational initiation
Cellular component (GO): eukaryotic translation initiation factor 3 complex
Molecular function (GO): RNA binding; translation initiation factor activity; translation initiation factor binding
Source: RefSeq, a predicted model, not a curated record